Molecule: messenger RNA, 5358 nt
Organism: Gavialis gangeticus (Gharial)
Lineage: Eukaryota; Metazoa; Chordata; Crocodylia; Gavialidae
Gene: PHACTR2
Product: phosphatase and actin regulator 2
Exons: 13
Coding region: 215-2149 (644 amino acids)
Biological process (GO): actin cytoskeleton organization
Molecular function (GO): actin binding
Source: RefSeq, a predicted model, not a curated record
CAGUUGAACAGGAACAGUCGAGCUGGUCUGCAGCAGGAGGAGGUGGACUUACAACCAGCGUGCGUGAGGCAGAAGUUACAGGCUGAUAGUAAGACAGCGAGCCCAGAAGAGAGGUGAAAUGAACCCUUGGAAACAUAUGUGGCAGAGAAUACAUGACCAGAGGACCAGGAGAGCUGCAUGAUUGUUGGACACUGGCCCUCUUAAAGGUUAAGAAAUGGGCCAGACCUCAGUCUCCACUCUGUCUGAGCAAGCCAGUGUUGAUGGGUUAGACAAGGCUUCAAUUGCAAAUUCUGAUGGACCAGCCCCUGGAUCCCAAACUCCUCCUUUCAAGAGAAAGGGCAAACUCUCUACCAUUGGUAAAAUCUUUAAACCUUGGAAAUGGCGGAAGAAGAAGACCAGUGACAAAUUUAGAGAAACAUCAGCAGUAUUGGAAAGGAAAAUUUCAACCAGACAAAGCAGAGAAGAGCUGAUAAGAAGAGGAGUGCUGAAGGAAAUGCCUGAGCCAGAUGGCAAUGUAACAGUAAAUUUUGAAACCUCAAAUGGACACACUAUAGCCAUUGGUGAAGAAAUCGUACAGGAAGAAAAUGUAGUAAAAAGCCCAGAAGACAAUGGUUCUAUCUCAGAAAAAAUACCAGCAUUGGAAGGAAAAAAAGAGGAUAAAAAAGAAAGUACAGAUAAGUAUCCAGAAACACCGGCAUCCCAUGCUCCACCACCACCUAAGUCUAAACCUAAAGCUAAAAAAGCACCGAUACCACCAAAAAAUGUCACUGCUGCUUCCACCACCACAAGCCGUAAGAAUAAUGAAGCAUCUCAUGUUAAAAAAAAAGUCAAGGCACCUACUAAACAGCCCCCUGCCCCACCUCCCAAGCCAACAAGCCACAGUGCAAAUCGAGAAGCUGCUAGUUCCUCUCAUGGAAAAAAAAUACAAGCCUCUAAGUCGUCUUCUUCCCCAGCUCCUUCAUCUACAUCAUCUCAUCCUAAAGCCUCAAAGGAGACAACAUCCGGUAAAACAGGCACAUCAGGGACUGCUAAGGGCAAGAAAAAACCCACAAAACAGUCAGGCCCACGAACAGGACCAGAUGGGGCUGUUUCAUCCACUUCAAAUGUAGUAGUCGACAAUUUAGAAACAAAAGUGGAAAACUCUGUGCCCAAGCAACUUCCAUUUAUCAUUUCAGAAGCUGAAGAUACUGACCAGCAGAUCAAGCUAAUUGUCCCUCCUCCUCCUACCGCUGCUCCUCCUCCUCCCCCAUCUCUUCCUACUCUAGCCAGUCAGUCCACAGUCUCCUCCGAUAUGCAAGAUAUACCAGUUAGUCCCAGCGCAGGCCCUUCUGUCCCUGGUUCAGAUGUUAACCAUCUUCUCCAGACUGAAUGUGAAACAGAGAAUGAGAAUGUAAGCAGGACAGCACUAGACAACAGCCUUGAUGUUAGUGAAGAUGCACAAUGUUCAGUUACCCAAGACGACCAAAAAGAGGAGACUUCUAACCUAGCAAGUGCUGACCCACCAGAAGAGGCGUCCGAGAAUGUUGCCCCUCCAGAAAGCGAUAGCAGCAAAGAGAACCACACCAGUGACUCCGAUUCUGAUGGGCCUAUACUCUACACUGAUGAUGACGAUGAUGACGAUGAUGACAAUGCAAGUGCUGAAAGUUCUUUGGCAAGUAAAAUCCGUCGUAGGGAUACUCUUGCUAUCAAACUUGGCAACAGACCAUCUAAGAAAGAAUUGGAAGACAAAAACAUCUUGCAACGUACAUCUGAAGAGGAGAGGCAGGAAAUCAGACAUCAGAUUGGAACGAAGCUAGUAAGGAGACUUAGCCAGCGGCCCACAACUGAAGAGCUAGAGCAAAGAAACAUUCUAAAGCAGAAGAAUGAAGAAGAGGAACAGGAAGCUAGGAGGGAAUUGAAGCGCAGACUCAGUAGAAAGCUCAGUCUGCGGCCCACAGUUGCUGAGCUGCAGGCAAGAAGAAUCCUACGUUUUAACGAGUAUGUGGAGGUUACGGAUUCCCCAGACUAUGAUCGCCGCGCAGACAAGCCAUGGGCCAGGCUAACCCCUGCAGACAAGGCAGCAAUACGGAAGGAAUUGAAUGAAUUUAAAAGCACAGAAAUGGAAGUACAUGAAGAAAGUCGACAGUUUACAAGAUUUCAUCGCCCAUAAUUAUUUGACAGUAUCCUUUGUUUCAUAUACUAAUUUCCUUUGGGGAAAUCAUUGCGUCCUGAAGACCUAAGAUUGCACUGGAACUGGAUCGAGUGUGAAUGUGUGUUGCAGCUUAUCCUAAGGUUAAUGAAGGAUGUGGCUCUCAUCUUCAUCACAGAACCAGAGUUUUGACCAGGAGGAGAACCCAUAUAAAGUAUUCCUUUUUAACUAACCAGCGUUUUGAUGGUAAGAGAGACUGUCUUCCUGUGACAAGCUCAUGUGGAUAGUCAAAUGAUUUUUCGUCUGAGCUUGAUGAGACAGGAAUUGCUGAAGACAAUCGUUUGGCAGCCUGUUGCCAGGCACUCAUCAGACUUUAUACCAUGGUGACUGAGGGAAAUUGUGUGGAACAGGAAGAGUGAACGAGAGAGAGAGGGAGUGUGUGAAAGAGAGUGAGUGAGACGUCAUGUGUCAGUUAACAGAGAAAAAGUUAGAUCAAAGGUAGCAAAUUCUUUAUGGAACAGUUUUAAUGAUAUAUUUGGCCAGUUUGUAAAUCCAAGAGCUUGAGCAACUGCACUUGUGUUUUUUGAGAGAUCUCAGCCUGUCUCACCAAGGCAGUAAACCAUCAAGUCCUAAUUUCAUAAGUACUUUAGUGAAGUACAGUCAUUUUUGUGGUGCCAGUGAACCCAGUUGCCAGAAAUUACUCUUGGUAUAAUUCAGAUGUAUUUUUUAAAAUUCUGACAAGCAUGCUUGAAGAAAAUACUUAUGCUUAUGUAGAAUAGCUAAAUAUGCUUUUCAUUUUUAAUGCCAUUAUACCUUGGAUCCUCCCUGAUUAUGCAUCAGAAUUAAAUGGGCAGGAUUAUAAGGGCAAAAUGUGAUGUGAUGAGUGCAAUGAAAGGAUUCAGGUUUAAAAACACUCCUUUGUCUGUUGCUCCACUUACUGUCAAAAAGGUGGUAUGAGCCUCUGUGGCAGACAGUAUUGACAAUCAUAACAUCAUUUGAAUCCAAAACUGAAAUCAGGCAUAAAUUUCCUUACAAAGGUUAGGCAACCACUUCUUUAGUUUAAGAGCUGUGUUAGAUGGAUCCCUUGGAUUGCUUCUAGAAAGAAUUAACUUGUGGAUCAAUGUGUCUUCAACAAGGACCUUGUAAAGGCUACAGAAAAUCCUUAAAAUGUCUACAGCCUAUUUUUGUUGUGUGUGAAGAAUGCUUCUUAGCUCUGCAGUUUUUUAUACUAUCUUGGAAUUGUAUUUGUGAAUACAGUACUAUUAAAAUUAAAUGGUAUGGAGUAUGAAAGGCAAUAUGUGCUUUUGUUAUGUUGCCCUAAGGCCAAUUACAAGCCUAUGGCAUUGUUUACACUAAGAAAUUCUCUGUCUUAUAUAGCACUUAUUUAUCCUUUGAUUAAUGUACACAAUGAUUUUUCUGGGCCUGGAAUUCACAUAAGCAUACAUGUAAUGCAGUAUUACAGUAUAUAUACUAUUUAUCCUUUUUAAUGUGUGUACAUAUUACAAUUUAUUUUUGUCUUUCAUGUGCCCUGUUUAGUUUCUAAUUAUGAAAAAUGAGUAUUUUUUUCAGGCAAUAAAAGUUCUGUGUAGAGUGAUUUUUACCUCAGAACCUGUAACAGAUUCUUGUGGAGUGUUUUUAGUGUAUAAACUUAAUGAUUGUUGUUUUAGAUGCCAGCCUAAAGGCAGGAAUGCAAUUAGAUGCUAAAAUUAGAUUGCACUCUUUACUGAUAUUUACAAGGCCAGGUUUACGUAAAUGUGAUGGAUUAUUUUAGUAAAGAGCAUUCAAGUAACAGGAGGGUGAUUUUCAUCAGCUGGCGUUCCAUUUCUUUUUAAAUAGGUUGAUGCAAACAUUUUAAGGAAGUAGGUUGAUGUGACCUACAGAAGCACUUAUAUUUUAUGAAAAACCCUACAGAAUCCUGUGUAUGAUCCCCCAAAAUAUCAGUAACCCAGAGAAACAACCAAUUAUAAGCUUGCAGAAAGUAAAAAUAACGUCAUUCCACCUUUAAUGCAGUCAGUUAGAUGUUUUAAGAACAAUUAAUAGGAAACAAUUUAGGGUCUGCGAUGCCAUCAUUUUGUAAAAGGAAAAAGCGUCAUUUUUUACAUCAAGGAAAUAAUGAAGAUGUAUUCGCUCACACUAACUGAUAGAGAAAUGCACAGACCAUAAGAUUUAAGUUUUUUAGUCAGUACCUCUAUAUAAUCCCUUAUUUUGAGAAUUUAAAACCAACCUUAAAAAUGUAUCUUGGAUUGGAACUUGGCAGAACAACAAGACUGUGUUUGGUUCUUUGUUGCUAAACUUAAAAGGAAAGUACUGUGUAAGUGCAAGGUUUACUGUUUUGACUCAGAGUUAUAUAAUGCUUACUUAAAAAAAAUUAAAUGAUACAGAUGACUGGUUUGACUGGUCCUUAAUAUGGGCAAGAUAGCACUUUUACAGUUUUUAAGAAAGUAGCCAAUAUAUUAUAUCUGGAGAAGUAGUUGUUGCAUGUGCCUAGUAAGAAUCUCUCAAAAUGGGGACUCUUAGAUCCCUUAAGUGUGUUGCUGAAUCAGAACAACACACCAUAUGGUUUGUAUUAUACAAGCACAACCAUCUAACCCUAGACAAGUAUUUUCUUCUCUACUGUAAAUAGCAAAUGGGGUGAAGGCCAAAAGCUGUAAGAAUCUUCCCAAGCAAUAGAAAAGUUAAGGAGAUUCUAAUGUGUCACAAUGAUGGAUGAACCAAGUUACUUUUGCCAUAAAGAGCUGUACCGCUUCAAAUUUCAGUGAUGCCUCAUGAUCAUUUGUUAUUGGUUGCCUCGGUAGCUUUUUCAACUGCUCUCAUCACCGGUGAAAAAGGAUAUGGUGCAUUCCUAAGCUUUUAAGUGCAGGCUGCCUGCAGCUCAGAUGGGAAAUAGGAAGGUGAGUUCUGGAAAAGGAAAAACUAGCUGGGGAGGGCUAAGAUGGCAGUUCUUAAAGCAGAAAAUGAGAGUGAAAAUGAAAAGAGGGGAAAAGAUCCCACCCUGGUGGACUCUGGUUAGAAGAAAUGGGUAAUGUGAUCAAUGUGAUUGUUUGUUUGCUUGUUUUAAUUUCUGUCCAGCUGGAGUAUAAAUAGAAAUCUGUGGUAGGCAUUUGACUACAUCUUACUCAUCUGUAUUGUGUUCAGCAAUGUAACCAGAUAUGAAUAUAUAGUAUACGCUCAUUGUAACUAACCUCCAUGGGACCAGGAGAAUAAUUCAUUAAACAAGUUGUUCACUGUAA